Messenger RNA from Hyposmocoma kahamanoa, 861 nucleotides. RefSeq names its product uracil phosphoribosyltransferase homolog (gene kri). Lineage: Eukaryota; Metazoa; Arthropoda; Insecta; Lepidoptera; Cosmopterigidae. The transcript has 5 exons. The record is from RefSeq and is a predicted model, not a curated record. The annotation marks the transcript as partial.
AAAGAACAAUUCGGGGAAAGCCUCACUUUGCUGCCCUCAAAUGAUAACAUUAAAGAGUUACAGACGAUUUUGCGAGACAAGAACACCAGUCGCAGCGAUUUCAAAUUCUAUGCAGACAGACUGAUUCGACUUGUCAUAGAGGAGAGCUUGAAUAAACUGCCAUUUACUGAUUGUGAGGUGGUCACACCAACUGGAGCUCUGUACAAAGGCUUGAAAUAUGGUGCUGGUAACUGUGGAGUGUCCAUUGUUCGGUCUGGAGAGGCUAUGGAACAAGGCCUUCGCGACUGCUGUCGAUCAAUCCGUAUUGGCAAGAUCCUCGUGGAAAGCGACACAGACACGCACGAGGCCCAUGUUGUUUAUGCAAAGUUUCCAGAAGACAUUGCCAGGAGGCAAGUUCUCUUGAUGUAUCCUAUCAUGUCUACUGGGAAUACUGUCAAACAGGCAGUAAAUGUCCUAACACAACACGGUGUAAAAGAAGAACGGAUCAUCCUAUCUAAUUUGUUCUGCACACCAGCAGCCGUCCAAGCUGUAGUCGACUACGUACCAAAGAUGAAGAUAUUGACUGCAGAACUACACCCUGUAGCUCCGAACCACUUUGGCAUGAAGUACUUUGGAACCGAUUGAUAUGAGUCCUUAGAUAAACUCAUUUGAUAGAAGAGCAGGUUCUCAAUUUUCCGACAUCUUAUCGUUUCUCAAAAAAUUGAUUGCCAUAACAUAUUGUUUGUCAUAACGCUUUUAUUUCGAAAAAUAUGUGGUUAUUGUUACUAUAUAUCAUAAUUAAUUACAUAGUUUAGGUUAUAAACCAAUGAAAUAAUAUAGAGAAAUAGUCCAGAAGAAAAUAGAAUUAUAAGAAAUGCCGUA